Messenger RNA from Gastrolobium bilobum, 943 nucleotides. RefSeq lists its product as uncharacterized. The record is from RefSeq and is a predicted model, not a curated record. The transcript has a single exon. Lineage: Eukaryota; Viridiplantae; Streptophyta; Magnoliopsida; Fabales; Fabaceae. The coding region runs from base 65 to 628 and encodes 187 amino acids.
GUCACUGUAUCAAUCCAAUCAAUAUUCUUCUCAAACCCCAUUGAAGUAAUUAAGCAAGAGAUAUAUGGCACCCCAUGGAGAGUCUUUGCCAAGUUCUUUCAGUAGGAGCAACAACAAGUCCAAGCCACCAAGACUCUCAUCUGAACACAUUCAAAGAACAAUCUCAGACAUCUCGUUUGAGAUAACCAAGGAAGGGAUUGAUUUGACACUUGCACCAAUAACUGAGGUUCAAGAAGCAAAGUGUGAAUGUUGUGGAAUGUGUGAGGAGUGCACCCCUGAGUACAUAGAACGUGUACGUGACAAGUUCUUGGGGAAGUGGGUGUGUGGAUUAUGUUCUGAGGCAGUGAAGGAAGAGUUAGAAAAAAAUGGAGGGAAAAAAGAGGAGGCUUUAAGUGCACAUAUGAGUGCAUGUGUUAGGUUCAACAAAUAUGGAAGGGCUUUCCCGGUUCUGUUCCAAGCAGAGGCCAUGAAAGAGAUGCUGAAAAAGAGCAAAAUGGAAGGGAGAAGGGUCAAUUCCUUCAGCCCUAGGGAGAAGAAAGGAGGACAAAAUAAAGCAGGGAUUGCUCGAAGUUCAAGUUGUAUUGCAGCAAUUACAAGAGAUAUGAAUGAUCUCACAAUUGCCAAUUAAUCAAUCUCAAGUUCUUAUUACCAAAAUUAGUUUAAGCUUUUUUUUUUUCUAGAAUAUUUUCCUGUAACUUUAUUUUUUUUUCUACUGACUAGGUCUAAGUCUUCCUUCUUCACAUCUAAUAUUCCUUGUUUCUAAAUGCUUCCGAGACCUUCUUUGGGUGUUGAACAUGGCCCCAUAUAUGUUUUCAUGGGAAGAAGCCCUAAGUUACCUUUUGAGGUUUUUUUCAGGUCUCUCCCCAUUAUAUUCUAGUUUUUUGUAAGUUGGUUCUUAUUUGCAUUUCUUUCUCUGGAGAGGGUUAUUCUUUGUUUUUUGUCA